UUCAUGAGCAAAACUAUAGAGUUCAGGUAGUAGUUAUUUGCUGGAUGUUACACACAUCUGUGAUCAUACCCAAAAGAGCAUGAAAAAUGGGAAUAUGUUCAAGGAAUUUAAAAACAGUUGACAUGAAGGUACCGUGACGUAGAAACAGAUACAAAGAACACGUUACCAAAAGCUCGUAAAAUGAAAUGAUGCAAUUGUAGGUAAGGCUUAAUACUGUGCGUAAAAAAAUUAGAGCAGAAAGUAGGUUAUCCAAUAUCUAUGGGCUAGGGCAGAAGGUCUAUGCUAUGCUUUACUCUCUCUCUUAAUGCUUUGAUCUUCAAAAAGCGUGUAGUUAUUCUCUUUCAUAGAAAUAAAGCAAACGAAAGUCGAGAAUCGAAAGCAGAAGAGCUGGACAGCGUAUUUGGGCCUUAAUUUCUCACUCUUUUCUCCUUUCUCUCGUUUCUCUCUUCUUUUUUCCCGAUUCUGAAUCUUCAAUCUGAACUAAUUCCCUCUUUAGUCCCAAAAUUAUAAUCAAUAUCCUGACAGCCACAUCCCCGCCGGCCGCCAGUCCCCAAGACCACAGUUGUUGUCUCAACACCCUCUUUUUUCUUCACGUAUACACGGGCUGACACGACCCAAACGCACAGUCAAAAAAAAAAAAGAGUGAAGGAUAUCCGAGGAUCCGGAGCUCGCCACCACCGUCACCACACCAACAAAGUAGGGAAACCCUUAGCAGGCACCAGUGCCUUAAUGACUAAACAAAAGAAUGCUCUUCUCCAAUUGUAGCAGCUUCAGAUUUUUUUGCUCUCACUGUCCCUCUUCUAUGCUGCACUCUCUUCCCAAACACAUCAUCAAACGCCGCAUGCUUUCUCUAUCAUCAGCAAACAUGGAGGCAGAAUCAGCUAGUGUGUUGGUGCUUUGUGGGAAAUCCAAUGCAGAGAACGAAUUUGCUCUAUCAUUGAAGAGUAAUAAUGUUUUGAGAUUUCUGGAUAGCAAUCCUGUUUCAAUUUGUCUGCAUUCAGAGAUUAGGAAUCUGCAUUGCGAUUCUGAAGGAUUCCAGGUUGAUCAUUAUAUGGAUGUUCUCUCUACUUCACAAUUUGGAAGAUUCUUAAUGUACUCUCCAAGAUUAGGCUCCACACACGAUGUAGUUUCGCACAAUUUUGGUGAGCUGCCAAUUGGUGCAGUCUGUGUUGCAGAUGUGCAGACCAAAGGGAGAGGUCGGUCUAAAAACGUGUGGGAAUCUCCAAAAGGAUGCCUAUUAUUUUCCUUCACUAUACAAAUGGAGGAUGGCAGAGUGGUGCCAUUAGUGCAGUAUGUGGUUAGUCUUGCUGUGACUGAGGCAGUUAAAGAUAUUUGCCAGAAAAAGGGCAUACAACAUCUUGAUGUUAAAAUAAAGUGGCCAAAUGACUUGUAUUUAGAUGGCCUUAAAGUUGGAGGCAUUUUGUGCACAUCAACUUAUAAGUCAAACAAGUUUAAUGUCAGUGCUGGAAUAGGCUUGAAUGUCAGCAACGAGAAACCAACUACUUGUUUGAAUGCAACUCUACAAAAAUGGACUCCUGUUGCUCAUGAACUACAACGAGAAGACAUAAUGGCAGCCUUCUUCAAUAAAUUUGAGGAUCUCUACACUGUUUUCAUGGGCCAAGGAUUCCAAUCUCUUGAGCCGCUGUACUAUAAAACGUGGUUGCACAGUGGGCAAAGAGUUAUAGUACAGGACAAAAAUGAUAAUCAGGACCAAGUUGUGGAAAACGUUGUCACAAUUCAGGGUUUGACAUCAUCUGGAUAUUUGUUAGCUAUUUCUGAAGAUGGUCAAACAUGCGAGCUUCACCCUGAUGGCAAUAGGUGGUUAUGUUGAGCUCGGCAUAUCAGGAAUUGACAGAAGAGGAACAGUAUAUUAAAAGUAGCAAGAUUUUCUGGUGGAUUUGCCCAAGUAGGGUGUAUAUAUAUAUAUAUAUAUAUAUAUAUAUAUGAACAUUUGAUGAAAUCAUUCUUAGUACACAGAAAAUGUGAAUUGAACGUUUUACUGAACCGGUAAUAUUUAUGAAGAUUUCACAGACUAGGAUGAAGAAUAGUCUGCACAAUUGUCCUAAGAUCUAUAAUUGGACUGGCAAAUGCUUUAAAUCUUAAAGCUUUACCAUAGUUUUAACUAAGUAUUCUCAACAUUGCUAGGAUUUUUUGCAACUAGAAUUUCAAGACAUAUGCUCUGACUGUUUAAAUAAGUUGCCAUUCAAUGACAAAGGCUUGUUGAUGGUUGUUGCCUGUGUUCCUAUUUUGUUUCUUUUGGUGUAGAUCUUUAGCCUAAAUAAUCUAUUCACAACUUUGUUUACUGUG
This is a messenger RNA of Coffea arabica (coffee), 2307 nucleotides long. RefSeq names its product biotin--protein ligase 2. Gene Ontology annotation, cellular component: cytoplasm. Gene Ontology annotation, biological process: protein modification process. Gene Ontology annotation, molecular function: biotin--[biotin carboxyl-carrier protein] ligase activity. The record is from RefSeq and is a predicted model, not a curated record. NCBI's taxonomy places the organism in Eukaryota, Viridiplantae, Streptophyta, Magnoliopsida, Gentianales, Rubiaceae.